Messenger RNA from Orycteropus afer afer, 1509 nucleotides. RefSeq names its product phosphatidylinositol glycan anchor biosynthesis class W (gene PIGW). The record is from RefSeq and is a predicted model, not a curated record. NCBI's taxonomy places the organism in Eukaryota, Metazoa, Chordata, Mammalia, Tubulidentata, Orycteropodidae. Gene Ontology annotation, cellular component: endoplasmic reticulum; membrane. Gene Ontology annotation, biological process: protein localization to plasma membrane; GPI anchor biosynthetic process. The transcript has a single exon. Gene Ontology annotation, molecular function: glucosaminyl-phosphatidylinositol O-acyltransferase activity. The coding region runs from base 1 to 1509 and encodes 502 amino acids.
AUGUCUCAAAAGCAGAUGAAGGAAGCUUUUGUCAGUAACCUCAAUGGAACCACCAUCCUGGAAACUAUGCAGGUCUUGUGCUUGCCUGCACCUUGUGUCCUAUGCAGAGGGCUGCUGAUCGUUCUCUUACAGCACUUCUGUUCUUCAUAUACUUGGAGAACCCAGUUCUUCAUUGACUUUGUUGUCCUGAUAGUUCCCUUGGUGGCCACUUUAACCAUUUUGUCUUCAUUUCUCCUCCUUGAGCAGCUCACUAUAAUUACUUUUGUGGCAGGAUUGGCCUAUCAAAUAUACUGCAAGAGGACUUAUUAUGCCAGAGUGCCUGUGCAGAAAAUCAUUGAAAAUUUCUUGAAAACUAGUGUAGAAUCAGAAUACAUUCCAGCCAUCUCCUGUUUCCGUGUAACUAACCAUGUAUUUACUGCUAUUGCCAUUUUGGCUGUAGACUUCCCACUUUUUCCCAGAAGAUUUGCCAAAACAGAACUCUAUGGGACAGGAAUAAUGGAUUUAGGAGUAGGUGGCUUUGUUUUUGGGACUGCAAUGGUUUGUCCAGAGGUUAAGAGAAAGUCCAACAUAGAAGGAUCCAGAUUUUAUCACCUUACAAAGUCAUUGCACUCUGUUUGGCCAUUAGUCUUCCUGGGAAUAGGACGACUAGUCAUUAUAAAAUACAUAGCGUAUCAGGAACAUUUAACUGAAUAUGGAGUUCACUGGAACUUUUUUUUUACCUUGGCAGUUGUGAAACUGGUAACGUCACUGCUUUUGAUUAUUUUUCCCCUAAAUAAAUCCUGGAUUGUGGCCAUCAGCAUUGCUGUAUUAUACCAGCUAGCACUUGACUUUACCCAACUAAAGAGGCUAAUUCUGUAUGGGACUGAUGGCAGUGGCACAAGGGUUGGUUUAUUAAAUGCCAACCGAGAAGGAAUAAUCUCUAUUUUGGGGUAUUUGGCAAUAUACAUGGCAGGUGUGCAAACAGGGUCAUACCUGCUUAAUAAAAGAUCACACAUCAAAGACUGGAUCAAAGUAAUAUAUUGUCUUCUACUGACAGGUAUUAGCCUCUUCAUGUGUCUUUACAUAGUUCAAGCAAAUACAGAAGCAGUAUCUCGAAGAAUGGCCAAUUUAGCAUUUUGUGUUUGGAUAGUUGCUUCUAGCCUGAUUUUUCUUAGUAAUUUUAUAGUGAGUGAUAUAAUUUUGAGUUUUGCCAAAUUUCUGUUUAAGGGGCCUCUAGUACCAUGUUCUUGGAAACUUAUCCAGUCAUCUGCUACAACUGAAAAGCAGUCUGAAUCUCUAGUCUCUGAAGCUGAAAAGAGAGCCAAUCUUUGUUUAAUCACAGCUAUUAACAGAAACCAGUUAUUUUUUUUCUUGCUGUCAAAUGUAACAACUGGCUUGAUCAACCUGAUGGUAGAUACAUUACACAGCAGUACCUUGUGGACCUUAUUUGUGCUGUAUCUCUACAUGCUUACCAACUGUUUAAUUGUAUUUCUGCUACAUUUGCAAGAUAAGACUAUAAAACUUUGGUGA